UGUUUUCUGGUUGCCCAAUAGCCAUUCCCUCUUUCCUUUGAUCACUGUAAUUUAAUUAUUAUUAGGCAGUUGAGCAAUACUAAAUGAAUAGUAAUUUCAGGAAAUGAUUCUUAAUCUGUAUCUUUUGGCAGAGAUGACCAGCCCAGACAUCCUGGGCGAGCGUGUGUCCCGGGCCCAGGCAAUCAGCAUAAUCCUUUCCCUGUGACCCGGUGACUAGUUCAACUCCCAGGCAGGAGUUGAAUGCAGGGGAUGGGAAUGACUCUGGCAGUUUUUAAGAGAAAGAUAGUUUAUGCAGGGAAACAGGUGCUCAUGAAGUCCUUGGAGGGCUGGAGGAGCAGGCUCUGGCUGGGUCUUCAGCAAAGAUGCUUCUGCUCACCAGAGGUUAAGAAGAUAGGGAGGAGGAGCCCCGAGACCACUGUAUUCAAGAGUGUACCCAUUUGUUCCAGUGCAGGCCUCAGAAGUUUCUCGACCCCCGCGAAGCUGGAGAUUGUCCACAGGAACAGCUCUCCUUGUCUGGGAGCCACAGCUGAGGUAGCAAGACCGGGGUACCUCGGUCUCUGCUGCCUUCCAGAUGUCACCCCAGGACAUCUGGAAACAAGGGUCAGGACUUUGGUUUGGUCACCAAGGCGGAAGAAAAACCCUCUCUGCUUCCUGCUGGCUGUGAAUACGAGGAGAAUUGGUUUAGAGCUGCCGGAAGCGAUCUUGACCUCGGUAAGGUCCGAGAAUGAAGCCAGUGCGCAGUGGAGAACAGAGUCAGUUCGAGAACUCGAGAAAGCCUGGUCUCCACGACACCUUUUUACGGUCCAGAGAGGAAGAAAACAGAAGCUCGGAGCAGCUAAGACGCUUACGCAAGGGCCCAGGCUGACCCAGCAGAACUGGAAUUUGAAACCAGCCCUAAAAGGGGUGGUCUCGAACAGGGAUCUUGGGUCCGGCCCGAUGUCAACAAGCAAAAUUGAGAAGAAGUGAUUGCCUGUGCGUGGCUCGUGCUUUAUCCGGGCAGGCUCCUCCCGGUGCUUCCAUUUCUCUGUCUCCAAAGCCGAGUAACUAACCACUGUUCCCACGUCGACCGUUUCCGAAACAUCGUGCUGGACUUCAGGGGACGCCCCAGUAUGACAUUGGCUGGGGAGCCAGUCCUAAGAAACAGAUCCUCGCUUUGGGCAGAAAGAAGCAAGUGCAUUAGAAAGGGGACUAAGAAGCUGGGCAACUGACAACAUCAGCAAAUCCCAAAGUAAUUUCCAGCUGGUUUGGGAGCGCAGCUGCUUUGACCUCCUAAUUAUGCUGCUUGCCCUGGACGCCCAUCGCCAUGGCCAGGUGGGAAGCCGGCAUGGACCGACGGCGAGAAGAUUCCCUUUCGUGGGAGGAGGAAGAAGAGCCAGAGGACUGAGCCCAGCCGAUCAGCUCUUGCUCUGAAAAAUUCUGGUGUGUCCGGUGUCAGUUCCAACAGUUUAACAGCACUCCUGCAAGAACACGGUUCUAAUUUCAGCCGCACAGAUUACUGACUGUAAUCACCUAAGUACAAACUUCACUGUCAGCCCUUCAGUUCACAAAUCACUGUGCAGUAACAGACAUGUCCCACGAUCAGUGACCAGUAUUGUCACUUCUUCCAAAGUCUGUUGGUGACUGGUCGCUGUGUGCCAGUUUGUGCAGACGGCAAAGUGUGUAGUUGUGGCGACUUCUUGUUGAAUAACCGAGAGGGAUUUGGCCAGAAAGACAGAAGUCCAGCAAAGAAAAGUGAACACAGUGGAAGUGACAUUUGACUGAACGUACGUGGAGCAAGAGCUGGCCUUCGGAAGACUGUUGCUGUUCAGUCGACUCGAUGGACAGGGACACUGAUGGAGGGUGGUGACCUUGAUGUCCAUGAGGAGAGUGGCUGUGAUGAGGAUGAGGAUAAUGUCCCAGAGAAGUGAUGAUGGAAAAAUCUUCACAUUAAGGAAACCAGGGGAGAUGGAGCACAGCACUGAAAACAUGGUUGAAAACGUUGGAACUGAUCCAAACCUAGGCAAAAGAGUUUUGCCUUUGAGAAAAAUAUUUGCUGCUAGAAAUUUUAUGAUGCGAAAGAAGCAGGCAUCUUUCAAAUACUUUUGAUGUUUUCUUAUAAAGAAAUGAAAAUUUAAUUCUCAACAUUUGUAACGUUUUAAACUACAGUGCUAUACUUUCGCUUUAUUUUUUCAUUUUCGCAUAAUUUCAUAAUUCGGUGGAGGCCUUUAUUCACCUGUUUCAUCAGUUACCCUUUUGGUUUAUUUAUUUAUUCUUAUCUCUCCUUUCAAGUACCAUGCAAGUUCUAGAGCAAGGACCUUGUCUGAUGCGUUCAUCACGGGACCUAGAAGUGUAAGAGUGAAUAGCUGAACGAUGGAUCUGCG
Neogale vison (American mink) is the source of this 2360-nucleotide messenger RNA. RefSeq lists its product as uncharacterized. Lineage: Eukaryota; Metazoa; Chordata; Mammalia; Carnivora; Mustelidae. Bases 241 to 966 code for a protein of 241 amino acids. The record is from RefSeq and is a predicted model, not a curated record. The transcript has 6 exons.